UAAACCCUCUGUAAUGGGGUUUAAAUCCUUUGGGCUCUGAUUUUUGUUGCAGAGAAGGCCCCUAAAACCCCGCCUCCGCCAUCUCCUGCCGCCGCAGCUCGGCCUCACAUGUGAAAGGGUAGAUGGAGAAUGAGAAGAGAUACGAGAGCUAUGUGUUAAUACACAAUAUAGCAAAGAGGCACAACGUGGGAACGCUAGCCAGAAGCUGCACUGCUUUUGGAGUCUCAGAGCUGAUUUUAGUGGGCCGCCGGGACUUCAACGCCUUUGGCAGCCAUGGCUCCACCUCCCACCUCAAUUUCCGUCACUUCCACUCUCUCUCCCUCGCCAAAUCCUUCCUCAAGGAGAGGGAUUGUGAUAUAUGUGGGGUGGAGAUUACGGACGAUGCUGUGGCUGUGAAUCAACAUCCUUUCAAGAGAAGCACUGCUUUUCUUCUUGGUAAUGAGGGAACGGGGCUUUCUGCAAAAGAGUGUGAGAUAUGUGAUUUCUUUGUUUACAUUCCGCAAUAUGGGUGUGGCACAGCUUCUUUAAAUGUUACUGUUGCAGCCUCUAUUGUGCUACACCACUUUGGAGUUUGGGCAGGAUUCUCUGAGAGAACCCGUGAAGGCAACAAGUUUGUUGUGGCUGAAAGACCAACAAAGCAGGAAAGGAAGAAUUACUGUGCUGAAACAACAGAAUCUAUUGUUGAGGAGCGAAGACUUAAAAGAGAGAAUACCUCGAAUGGGUUUUUUGAUGAGAGUGUGAAAGAUGAUUCAUCAUCUAAUCUUCUGGAUGGACUAUUUGAUUCUUAGAAUUGGAAGAAUAUGUGACUAUGCUUUCCCUGUGAAAAUUGGCCUUAUUAACUCCACAGGCAAUAUGAGUUUUUGGUCAAAGGCGUACUGUUAUCUGCUGCUGCUGACGGGAUCAAAAGAAAGGAAUGGAAACUUUCUGGAAGGAUUGUGCUUUAAAAGGCAAAACGAGUUACCUACUUAACCGUUUAGGAUUGAAAAGGUGCAUUGACCAACUCGCCGACAGUAGAGUAACCUGUAUCUUGGCUUUUGUAAACAUUACAAUUUUAUCCUGUAUCAGAAUAGCAUUAGCUAGCAAGUUCUAAUCUUCGAUUCAAGGUUACAAACGCAAUAUUAACUGUGUUGUUUCGUCCAACGUUGCCUCAUUUUCUGGAUUUUGUUAUUGAGUUCUUUAAACUAUACUCUGUUAUGUAUGAAAGUGAGUGUUCAUUUGUUGUGCC
Molecule: messenger RNA, 1225 nt
Organism: Coffea eugenioides
Lineage: Eukaryota; Viridiplantae; Streptophyta; Magnoliopsida; Gentianales; Rubiaceae
Product: putative TrmH family tRNA/rRNA methyltransferase
Exons: 4
Coding region: 123-788 (221 amino acids)
Biological process (GO): RNA processing
Molecular function (GO): RNA binding; RNA methyltransferase activity
Source: RefSeq, a predicted model, not a curated record